AUGCACCCUGAGCAUCACGCCGCCCGCCGCUCUGCCCGCGCCUCCAACCUCUGGCGCCAGUAUGGCACACAGUCUAAUGCUGUCGUGGCGGUGCUAAGAGGAAAGUGUUCGGAGUUUUGCCCUGCGUACUUCGAAGGUCUUGUCGGCGCUACGCGGGCACGAUACGAGACGAAGACGAAACUCUGCGACGGCGUGGACCCUUACACACUGAGAGUCGGCGCGGAUGCGACUGCAGAUGUGGAGCUGCUGCCAGCUACAACGCAGGUGGACAUAAUCAAUUACCUGGUUUUAUCAACCAGCUACGUCACAUUGCAGCAGAUGAAGGUGUAUAAAUCGCUGGAUGCACACAACUACUUCACCAGCGGCUGGGUGCGGAACAUUGCAGCAAUGCGGCUCCAGUCGGAGCGCGUCAUCGUACUCGGCGAGGUCAGCCAUUCCCAGCGGCUUCGGGAGCCAAACCUGAAAGUGUGGUGCUUAGCAAACACAGAUGGCAGCAUUAUAACAGCGCACUGCACCUGCAUGGCAGGUGCAGGGGAAGCAUGCUCGCACAUUGGUGCUGUGCUAUUUGCUGUAGAGACAUCAGUGCGCUUAAGAGAAACGAGAACAUGCACAGGAAGAAAAAAUGCCUGGCUCCCAGCCAAUUGCUCUGGCACACAGCCCAAGCGCCUAAGAGACAUAGAUUUCUCGUCAUCCAAGAUGAGGAAGAGAAAAAUGGACUCGAUUCACCUGCAGCAAGGUGUUGAAAUCACAUCAACGUGCCUCCCACAAGCCCUGCCACUAGCUCCUACUGAAGAGUCAAUACAACUGUUCCAUUCACGUCUUGCUGAUGCUGGAGCUACACCAGCUGUCUUCAUGGUCCACCCAAGAAGCUCGAUCUGA
Molecule: messenger RNA, 879 nt
Organism: Dermacentor albipictus
Lineage: Eukaryota; Metazoa; Arthropoda; Arachnida; Ixodida; Ixodidae
Molecular function (GO): zinc ion binding
Source: RefSeq, a predicted model, not a curated record